Messenger RNA from Chaetomium globosum CBS 148.51, 1140 nucleotides. RefSeq lists its product as uncharacterized. The record is from RefSeq and is a predicted model, not a curated record. The transcript has a single exon. The coding region runs from base 1 to 1140 and encodes 379 amino acids. Lineage: Eukaryota; Fungi; Ascomycota; Sordariomycetes; Sordariales; Chaetomiaceae.
AUGGCAUUCACUGACAGAGAGCGGACUAUUCUCGGCCCCCUCACCACCGUCUUCACGCCUCCAGCACCAUGCACCAUCGCCGUUGGAUGGUGCAAAACAUGCGACGUCGCCUGGUGGGGUCAGACCUGCGGAGGGGGAGGGGAAGAGGACAACACGAGCUGCUGGCCGACAACCACCGAGGGGGUGCCCGAACCGACCAAGCUACCGUUGUACGGGUGGGGGUUCUACUCCCCUGGGUUGGAAUGCCCGGCAGGAUACACAUCGGCCUGCUCGGCGGUCGAGGGCGUGACAUCCCAAUGGAAACAUCAAUUCCGAAUGGAAGCCGAAGAGACGUUUGUCGGCUGCUGCCCGGAGGGCUUCAAAUGUGAUAACCUCCGAGGCCAGACGUGUCUCAUGCGCGCCAAGUCCACCGAGCUACCGACGGUCUCCUGCGAGAACGGCGCCAGCAACAACUUUGGCUUCACGACGCUCCCCAACGCGGCGGUCACCACCAUGAACCUGUACGCGCCCAUGAUCCAGCUCGCCUGGAAGGCUUCCGACCGGCCAGAAACAUCCACCCUCAGCAGUAGCGCCACCACCUCCGCCCCGACAACCACCACCCUCAACCCAACAUCCGCCGCCGACCCCAACGCCCCCACCAUCUCCGAACCCGCCCUCUCCACAGGCGCCAUCGUCGGCAUCGCCAUCGGCGCAGCCGCGCUGUUCCUCCUCACGCUCGCAGCCGCCAUCUUCAUCUGGCGGCGACGACGACGACACAGCCAUCCAGGCGGCGUCGGCCCCGGCAACCCCCUCGGCAACGGCUCAUACGCCCCCUCCUACUCAGCGCUACGAGCAGGAUCGCCAGGCAUGGAGGACACCAAGCACUACUACACGGGCGGGGUGAUGGAGAUGGCGCCGGGCCACGGGCGGGUGGAGGCGCCGACCGAGGGGCAUAUGCGGGUCGAGAUGGGCGCGGAUCGGCUCGUGUCGCCGGCGUCGCCGCUGGUGGAGGCGCCGGGGCAGGACCAUGGAGGGGGUGGGCCGUACGCGGCGCAUCCGCGGCAAGUGGUGAUUCGGGGGGAGGGCGAUAUGUCGCCGCCGCCGGGGUAUUUUCAGCCGCCGCUUGGGGCGGUGGAGAUGCCUGUGGGGAGGUAUCAGUAG